GCCCCUGUGGGGGCCGAGCCAAGCCCGCUCUGCAAACUCCAUCCCGCGGGCUGGAAGAAGUCGCGGCGCCCUCGCCGAGCCCGCAGCGCCUUCCUGCGCGGAUCCGGGGACUUACAAAGCCGGGACCGCCCCGGCCGGGGACGGGAUGCGGGCCGGUCCCGUGCGCUCUUCCAUGAGCGGCGCCUCGCAACCCCGGGGCCCGGCCCUGCUGCUCCCGGCCGCUCGGGGCACCCCGACCAAACGGCUGCUGGAUGCGGACGACGCGGCGGCGGCGGUGGCGGCGGCGGCCAAGUGCCCGCGACUCUCCGAGUGCCCAAGCCCCCCGGACUACCUCAGCCCCCCCGGCUCGCCGUGCAGCCCGCAGCCCCUGCCCGCCGCGCCGGGAGCCGGCGGCAGCUCCGGGAGCGCGCCGGGGCCCAGCCGCAUCGCGGACUACCUGCUACUGCCCCUAGCCGAGCGCGAGCAUGUGUCCCGGGCGCUGUGCAUCCACACCGGCCGCGAGCUGCGCUGCAAGGUGUUUCCCAUUAAACACUACCAGGACAAAAUCAGGCCUUACAUCCAGCUGCCGUCACACAGGAACAUCACCGGCAUCGUGGAAGUGAUCCUUGGGGAGACCAAGGCCUACGUCUUCUUUGAGAAGGACUUCGGGGACAUGCACUCCUACGUGCGAAGCCGGAAGAGGCUGCGGGAAGAGGAGGCCGCCAGGCUCUUCAAGCAGAUCGUCUCUGCUGUCGCCCACUGCCACCAGUCGGCCAUCGUGCUAGGGGACCUGAAGCUUAGGAAGUUCGUCUUCUCCACGGAGGAGAGGACCCAGCUCAGGUUGGAAAGUCUGGAAGAUACCCACAUCAUCAAGGGGGAAGACGACGCCUUGUCGGACAAGCACGGGUGUCCAGCCUACGUGAGCCCCGAGAUUCUCAACACCACGGGGACCUACUCCGGGAAGGCGGCGGACGUUUGGGGCCUCGGGGUGAUGCUGUACACCCUGUUGGUCGGACGAUACCCCUUCCACGACUCAGACCCCAGCGCCCUCUUCUCCAAAAUCCGACGUGGACAGUUCUGCAUUCCAGAGCACAUUUCCCCCAAAGCCAGGUGCCUCAUUCGCAGCCUCCUGAGACGGGAGCCCUCCGAGAGACUCACGGCUCCCGAGAUCCUGCUCCAUCCCUGGUUCGAAUCCGCCUUGGAACCCGGCUACGUCGACGCGGAAAUGGGAGCCGCAGACCAGACUGUGCCCGAGUUCCAGGAGGACAGUGACAUGAGUUCCUUCUUCUGCUAAUCCCGAAAACCUCAGAAACCUCGAAAUUCUCACACAUGGCAUUUCCAGUUCUAAAGACGGACAGGCCCUUGGGCGUGGCGCCAACCAGAUAGGGGACCGCCUCGGGGGUCCGGCACUGCUGAAAACCACCAUAGCACCUGCCGGCCUUCUUUGGGUUGAACGGCUGCUGACACUGAUUGGCUGCACCUGCAAAGUGGUUCCCCUUCUGAAUGAACCCUCGCCAGCGCCCCUCUGUGACACCUGGGGGUGCUGCAACUUUGGUAGGUGGCAGAGAGCUUGGACAUCCUCCACCGUGUGUUCGAGCGGAAUGAACUUGAGCGUUCGAGUGGAAGAUGAUACAGCUCGCACGACGGCAGUUUGGGUGGCAAUAACCAUAUCUGAACAGGGUGACGGAUAGUUUGGGCCAAUAAACCUAGCAUCUUGGAACUCAUCUUUGGUAGCUGACGUUGCUACCGCAGCUUCUCGAAUCGGAAAGUUCUUUUGGUUUGUUUUAACACUCAUCCUUUCCACACUCACACUUUACCCUUGACUCUGCUCUGCUUUUUGGAGCACACUGUUUUAGGAGCUCAGGAGCCCGCCCGCACCUUGAACCCAGACCCUCUCUGCACCAAUACCUUCUCCCCGCCCUUGAAACCUUGCCCGCCCCCAUAGCUAUAAAAGCACUUACCAGCUGAUUGCCCAAAAGACCUGAGCUCAAAGAGACUGCAGAGUUUUAAAAAUAAGUUGAGUGUUUGGGGAUUGUUAGCUUUCUAGGUUCUGCCCAAGUACGCUAGUACUUACCCUUUUUCCCCAAGGCCAUCUAAGGGUGGAGCUUCGUGUGGGAGGAGGAGGCUGAGUAGGAGACUCCCCGUCUCCCAGUCCCAGUGCAAACAGGAAGCAUCUCUGUGCUUUGGAGAGAGGGAUCGUUGGAUAGUCUUAGGAGACUUUCAGCCCAACUUCCGGAAUUUGCUUGGGCCCCUCGGGGUGUGCUCUGCCUCCGGCAGUGUUUGUGUGCCUGCAGUUUGGCAUGAGGGUGUGUCCCUAUUUCCCUUGUGCUGUGGUGUAGGAGUAGAUCCCUCUGAUCAGCUGCUGGGGUGGGAGAGCAAGCCCCAGAUCUUUGAGGGCCAACCUCUUUCUGCCACCUCCCAACACAGAAAUAUGCCGCCCCCUCCCCUUCCUCUCUCUCCUCUCCCCCACCUCAGCUCUUCUCACCCCGGGGGAUCCAAACGCCCCCCAAGAGAGAGGAGCUUCAUGGAGAAACUGCAACUUUGCAUUAAACAAGUACAGAUGAAACAUCCGCCACUGUUUUGGACAGUGCUGGAAUCUGGUGGUUACACGGGUAAACCAAACAUACUGUAUUUAGAGAAAUGGCACAAAAACAGGCAGCCAGCUUUAAGGGCUACGCCGAGGCAAACUAAACUACUAACCUGCAUUGUGAGAAUGCCGCGUAUACCUCACGUACUGUGUACUUUGUACAUAUAUUUGACCUUUUAUACAUACUGUCCGGUGUCGUUAGGCUCGUCGUGUUGUCUUGUCUGUCUGAAUAACCCGCGUGUCUAAAAGCCACGUGAAUGUGAAUGACUGUUGGCAGCGUUGCCCCGACAGAGCCGUGGGACUGGAAGAGGGAGGGCAGGCGUCUGUCGCACUAACGCUCUUGUGGUUGUUGUCGUGUCUGUGAUACAUUCUGGGCUGGCCGAGGCUUCUGCCGGGAAAGCUAGAAACACUAGACCCUUCCUGUACAUGUGUACAUAUGUGAACCUUGAGACAGCCAUUUCUGACUUGUAGAGAAAUUUUAAUAAAUCUGGUUUCGUAAAGAGA
Molecule: messenger RNA, 3070 nt
Organism: Oryctolagus cuniculus (rabbit)
Lineage: Eukaryota; Metazoa; Chordata; Mammalia; Lagomorpha; Leporidae
Gene: TRIB1
Product: tribbles pseudokinase 1
Biological process (GO): regulation of MAP kinase activity; protein phosphorylation; positive regulation of proteasomal ubiquitin-dependent protein catabolic process
Cellular component (GO): nucleus
Molecular function (GO): protein kinase activity; mitogen-activated protein kinase kinase binding; ATP binding
Source: RefSeq, a predicted model, not a curated record